AUGCCACAGGCUGCUUCACUGCUGUCCUUUCUGCUGCUUGUAGGACAUGCUUUUGCAGGGCUCAGUAUCUGGCCCUCGUUUCACGUCGCCCUCAGCAAUGGCAAUGUGCUUGUAGACUUCAACACAAACUCCAAUAUCAGCACCACGACCCUCUCUAUGGUCAACAUGGAAACCAACACCACCGUUCUAACCAGGACUCUUCCCAGCAACCAACUGGUUGGAAGGGUGGAGCUCGAUUGUUCCUGCUUCCUGUAUGCAGGAACUUUCCGGUUCCUGAUGAGGCAGACUAGCAUCGCAGCUGUUUCUCACGCAAACAGAACAGAAAGCACUGGCACAAAGAGCUCGACCUGGUGGUGGAGUUCUGAGCUACAGGUGCAGUGGCCCACCUUUCAUAUUGCUGUGGAGAGAGCAGGAAACCACUCACAGUCUUUUCAGGUUGGGAUAUCCACAAAUGAGCAGUUUCGGGCUUGCUCCAGCAGCACUGACUCCGCCCUCUUCUUAGAAGUGAACUACAUGGAGUCCAACCAGAUAGGGAGGAACGCCACUGACAAGAUUCAAGCUACCACAAGAAAAAUAAUCAAACCCCUCCGUUCCCAGAGUGUUCAGCUGCCCUGUACGUUCCCAUUUACUGAGAAGGACUUUAUAAAAGUGGCUUUGAAGUCGCCGCAUACAGCUCAAGAAGUAAAGAGCUCUGGACCUCUCUACCUGUCACGCAUUUUCUCCUAUAAACUGCUGGUGGAAAACGCCCAUGCUUACAAGCGUGGCUGUGAGGGAACAGUGACUGUUAAAAUAACAUCGCCACCGUGCGCUUACAUCAACGGUAAAGUGUUGCUGUACAGCGAUGCAGAUGUUGGAAGAGGCGGUGCUGCCUCUGCAGUGAUGGAGUUUGGACCAGAGGAACCUUCUUAUCCUCCUUUGGCUGCCAACUGGUUGACUCAAGGACAGAAUGAGACUGAAUUCAACUGCUCUUUGUUUUACCCAGGGAAAAACAAGUACUGCUUUCAUUUUGUUUUCAACCUCAGCCAUUCCCCCAGCUCGACACAGACGUGUCUGGUUGUCUACAGGAGUGCAGAAUCUUGGGGGCCCUGGCAGUCGUGGAGCGUGUGCAGUGUGAGCUGUGGAGAGGGGGUGAGGGAGCGAGUGCGUGAUUGUUUACUGCCCUCAGGUGUACGAGGAGUGCAUUGCACGGGAAUGAUGAAGGAGCAGUCUCUAUGCUCACUGGAAGACUGCAGCGAGUUAUCUUCUCCUACAUCUCUCUACCCUGUACCUGAUGGAGUUCAACCCCUCGAUGGAAACAUGAUUGUGGUGCUGUCUAUUUUCCUCUGCUUGGCUGUGAUCACGACUACCGUUGUGGUAACGGUGUGGAAAAAGCUUUGUCGUGCACCUCAGUGCAGCUCAGUUCAUGGAGGUUCCAUGCAUUCCCCUGGGGGGCGCAAACUUUCAGAUGAGGCCUCCAUCUGUGGCCACAGUCUCCAAAGGCCCAGCUUGUGUGAUGGUCAUGGCCCAUCAGGGGACAUCAGUUCCCAGAAGGACAGACCCUCCUUUCGAACUCAGUCUCUGGUGAUGUCACUUUCACAGGACCCAGAAAGGCUGUCUCCCACAGGCCAGAAGGUUUUACCACCGAUAUUUGGGUACCGGUUGGCUCAGCAGCAGUUAAAAGAAAUGAAGAAGAAGGGGUUAAAAGAGGCCACACAGCUAUACCAUGUCUCCUCCAGCCCUGUCGUCAACACCAUGGGAGAAACAUCUGCCUCACCCACUACCUCCCCUUUUUCCACCCUGACAGAAUUUGCUCAUGUUGCCCUUCCCUUGGGACCGCACGACAACGUUAAUCAGAAUCAGCUUUGUAUUGCAACACCCUUAUCGGAGCUAUUGCAGGAGACCUCAAAAGUUACGUCAGACAGACUGAGUCCCAGAUUGGAGCUCGUUCUAGGUCCACAUGUCUCUGCUCAUUCAAGUAGGAGAAGCUCAAAUUGUCAAGAACGCACCGCUGAUUGGGUAGAAAUGGUAAAGAGGAGUGGAUUGGCAGGCCAAGGAGGAGAUGCUUUGUCUGAAAACACCUGCCAUAAGAAUCCACACUUCAGGCGCACCUCAAGUUUUAAUGACUCCAAACCCCAGCUGAUGUCACCAGCUCACUCCAGACAGUUCAGAGAAAGAAGCAUGACUCAGGUGGGCUCUUGUAUGCUUCCAGAAGGAAGUGUUUGGACCAAAAGAGAAUGGGAGAGACAACCACAUCGUUCAAACCCCAUUCCAGAGCAUACAGUCUCGGAGUGGGUUAAAGCCAAACCCCAGUUAAAUGACCAUAAAAAGCCUUGGAUGGAAACACCAGUUUCUUUACUUGAUAAUCAAUUCAAACACACAAGAACAAACACAAAUGGCCUAUUAGCAUCCAAGAAACCUGCUGACGCACACCUCAGUGGAACAGCAGUAAGAGUAAAGGCUGGUGGCCCAGAAGGUGGAGCGUCAGCCUCAAGAAUUGGGGGUCCACCCUCAGGAAUUCCCAGAUUUCAUAAAGCGAACCAAAUAAGUGUGGAUCAAGCGGAGCAGAACUGGAACCGUCGUGGCCCAUCGCCUAUCCAGAGGAACAUGCUGGCCCGUAAGCUGAAGGAGGCUCAGUCCUGCUCAGGAGUCAAUGGGCGCAAGCGUAGCUCCAGCUUCAGUGUAUCACCUUCUGAGCCAAGGAAAGAGCGGUGCCAUUCUCUGCCAAAGUCUAAAAACUACAACUGUAGUGUCUCUCCCUACAGGCUGAGUGAGGCAGAGGAGAGGAUGCUGGACUUGGAUCUGUUCUCAGUAUUUGUACAGGAAGAGGGAAAGAACACAUGAG
Nematolebias whitei (Rio pearlfish) is the source of this 2821-nucleotide messenger RNA. Its product is annotated as thrombospondin type-1 domain-containing protein 1. The transcript is spliced from 7 exons. The record is from RefSeq and is a predicted model, not a curated record. NCBI's taxonomy places the organism in Eukaryota, Metazoa, Chordata, Actinopteri, Cyprinodontiformes, Rivulidae. The coding region runs from base 1 to 2820 and encodes 939 amino acids. Gene Ontology annotation, cellular component: cell periphery.